AUGACGCAAGAUCUCGUGCAUUUAUCCCUUCACUUCGACGGUUGCCGAAUUCAGGGUCGAGCGCUUGACACGGCUUCAAUGUGUCAAGAGUCUUCGGAGUGGAUUGCCAAAGAGACUGGGUUUCAGGUGGUUGUGAAGCAGAAGAAGCACCUGCUUCUCGCGGAGCUGUUGGGAAGGGAUGGGCGUGUUUGCGAUACUCUGUCACUUUCUUCCAGCUUCGACUACUCUGCAAAUGGCAUUCUUACAUGCCUGGCCUACAUUGCAGACCUCUGGUCACCAUUGGACGCAUGGCUACAGGAACAUAAGGCAAACAUUGAAGGAGGUCAAACACAUCGUUCAUAUAAAGAAUGUUUCAAAGCUGCAGAUGUUGCCUUCUCAGUAGACAUUGGUUUCUGUGCUGAGAAGACGGGGAAGUACCUACUCCAUUGUGAGCACAAUGGAUCUCCGCUCGUCCUUGGAUGUGUAAUGGCCGAAGAAACUUGCAAAGUGUUAGUCCGGGACACAGUAUAUGCGCUAUCAGCAGAUGCUUUCAAGGCAUGUGCUGAGGAGUCAAUUGAUUAUGCCUCCCUAGUGACAUUUCGCAUGCUGAAAGCAGGCGAAAAACCCCGGCAAGAAUCUGAAGUUCUUCUGGAACUGCAGGCCGGCUUCGAUCUAUCUGGCGGUGCUGAGUUGGAGAUGUUGUGUGAGUGCGAAGGAUUGCUGGAGAAUUCUGAUGAUGAAGGCAUGGCCGGAUCACAUGUUGAUGAAUCAAUAGUGCAGGUGGGCGAAGAGUUGCUGGCGUUGCUCGCAGAAGAAAGAGGUGAAGUCCUAGAUAGCACUGAGACUGUGCAUGAAGGCAGUAUGCACCGUUGUCCGUUCUGUCCGUUCCGGCAAUUCCCUCGACCUUCUCGUGUGAUGGAGCAUGUGCAAAAGUAUCAUACAACGAAACGACAAUUCUGUUGCAGUGGCACCAAGCAAGUCAGAGUCAUUCAGGCUUUGUUUGACGAUGACCAGCUCCGCAAUAUACAGCCAAGUGCUCGCUACCUCCGCAGGAGCGCCGCCGUGUUGCGAACAUCAAUUGGGAAUGAGGAUGGAAGCAUCAAUCACCUUGAUCGUCGAUUACGCUUGGUCUUGACGGAGAAGGGCCCCGUGUACAAAAGCUUGCAACACGUUGCUGAGAACGAAACAGUGUACCGUCGAGCCAAGAACUUGUAUUACACGCAUGGAUUUGCAGAUAUGCUUUUCCAAGAGAUGAUGGUUAGCAAUGCAAAAAUGAAGCAAGCAUCUCGACUGAAGCUUGUAGACAUGUAUCCCUUGGAUGCACUCUUUGUUGCGGCUAGCCGGUUGGCUUUGAGACUCGCAGCAAGUGGCAGCAAGCUCACGGGCCUCUUGCCUCAGCAUGUUCGACACUGGUGGCCGCUCGUGGAGGACAUCUUCUACUCCGACGCCGUGAACCAGCUGUUCGCCCAAUCUAUGGCAGAAGCGGUUCACCAUACGGAAUUUGAAUCCGUCAGUGUGGAUGCAACCCUGAAGUGUUGCCUCUCCAUUCUCGGCCAGAGUUCCUACAGAGCAGGGCCGCAGGAACGAGCCAGCGCUGCUUUCACGGGGAAAGAUUGCUUUCGCAAGGUUCUGACAGUCCGUGGGCGAACCGGCUGUGUACUGCUCAUGGCUCCAACGCCAAAUGAGGAGGCACCCGCCAUUGCCGAGCGCAUUGCUGAGUCGUUGCCUGAAGAUGGACUCCGGCAAACACGGAUUGUGUGCACGGAUGAUCCUUCUGCGCAUUUGUUGUCGACAUUGCGCAAUGUCAUGCCAAAGCUGGAGCCUUUCAACGGCAUUCAGGAUGUUUCGUUCGAUCACAUCACCAAGACACGUCGAGAACAGAUUCUGAGUGGAGGAAUGGGAAAGGCCAAAGCAGAAUCUCUCCUUGACAGCCUGGAUGCUGCGAAGCCUUGGCAAUGCGAACGGGAUUGCGUUGAGGCCAUGGCAGCAUUUGUCCGAUGUUUUCCGGACGAUGUAGACAAAAUCAUUCCCGGUCCGAACCGGUCUGGACGGCAAGUGCUGUACACUGCCUGCGCGCCUGCGAGGAUGCAAUGGUAUUUCAACAACAUCCGGGCGCGCCAUAGUAUGCGGCCAGAUCGAGUUGUAUUACUUCCUGCUGGUACCACUUCCAACGAGGCACUGCAUGCUGAAGUACGAGCUUGGUUCCGAGAGACGCAGCAGAUGCAUAAGAGCACAUUGGAAAUCAAACUGCGGGUGCUUCACCUGUCCAAACUGAUGACCCACCAUGCGGGCAUGUACAGACCAACUUUGCGGCAAAUUCCGUCGGGCCUGGUGCUGGCUAGAUCUGUUGUCUCUUCUGCCUGGAAUCGACGAAAGCCCUGGAGCAAAUUUGCCGGACAGAGUGGCAAGGCUCAUUUGCCUCUCAAUGAGAGACGGCAGCAAGAAGCAUCAUUAGUCAAGGCGCAUGCUUCCAAAAAACCGGCUGCCAAUAUCAAAAGACCAGCGGCCAUGAGGCAUUGCGCAAAAAAGCCAGCCACGCACGUCCUCCCGCAGAAAGUGCGCAGGACUCCCUUUAACAGAGUAAGAGUGUCCACUUGCCGUAUCAUGGGCAAAAAAAGGCAAGGAGGUUUGAAAGCCUAG
Cladocopium goreaui is the source of this 2619-nucleotide messenger RNA. The record is from the annotation of a GenBank genome assembly. Lineage: Eukaryota; Dinophyceae; Suessiales; Symbiodiniaceae.